AUGCACGGGGAACGAGAUCUCAUAUGCGGCCUAAUCAUGCCGACACUGCGCAAGCUAGCAGCCCGUGAACUCCAUGUACAUCUGACUGAGGUAGAUCUCCGAUGGGGAGUGCCAGAACCGGCCAUGCGAUCAUCCCUUGCCCUCCGCAUCUGCCUUGAACAAGCGGCCAGUUGUGAUAUCUUUACUCUGCUGCUUGGAGAACGUUAUGGUUGGGUCCCCAAGCAAGCUCUCAUUGACGGUCUGCCUCCAAAACUUCGUUCCCUUAUCCUUCGCUUCUAUAAGCCGGGUAUGUCCAUAACCGAAAUGGAAUAUCGUGUAGCUCUGUCUACGUCUCUAAAUGUGAUGAAUCAAGUGACGGGCGCAAAACGCGCUAAAAAUUUGAACUUUGCUGAAGCACAGAAGCGACGCAUAUUCGCCUUCCUCCGGGAUCCUGCCUCAGUCGAGUAA
Messenger RNA from Protopolystoma xenopodis, 447 nucleotides. The record is from the annotation of a GenBank genome assembly. NCBI's taxonomy places the organism in Eukaryota, Metazoa, Platyhelminthes, Monogenea, Polystomatidea, Polystomatidae.